UCGAAGCCUGGUUCACAGGCGUUUCUUUUGUUUCAAUUCCUUUGGGAUCCCUGUGUUAUAAAGGAGAAGAGAUCGUUUGCAGAACUUUUAAAGUGUGGGAUCAAUCGUAUGGGAAAACGAAAAGGCGUUCUAUAAAGUGCUUUUUUAAAAUAAUUUUCUUCAAAAUAGAAUUAGUUUUCCAAAGUUUCAAUUGUUUCAGGUGAAGGUUAAGUCAUUGAGAACAUUUUUUCGCUUCACUUUAGCGGUUUUUGUUAACAGUUGUACCCUGAAAUACGUCACAACUAAAAAUUAUGCAGGAAAUAAUCACGUGACUGUUACUGAGCGGCAAAAAAUAUCGGACUUCCUUUAUUCAAAGAACUUUUUCUGUUACUGAGCGGCAAAAAAUAUCGGACUUCCUUUAUUCAAAGAACUUUUUUUGGAUAACUUAUGUCAUAUCCAAACCUUUUUUCAAAAUACUUUUUUUCCCCUCAUAAGAUGCUUUCGAUCUUACAAAGUAUUUGUUUGCGAAACAGCAGAGACUUCUCCAAGGGACCUUUGGCUGAAUCGAUUCUUUAUCGAAGCGAUAUUUAAAUAAGUUUUAUUAUUAGCAAGUUAUUGUUACUGAGAUGAGUCGCUCGCUUUUCUCUAAAUAUUAAGACCAGAAUGCCUGGCGUGCUUCAAAAGAUCUGCGCGCGCGUCAAUGACAUCAUAAUACAAUUUAAAUUGACGUCAUAACCAAUCAAAAAUUAGAUUGUUUCAAGUAGUUGAAUUGAAAACACGCGUUUGAUUAUCAAGUGAUUUUUAUUGUUCAAAAUGUGCGGAACAUUUCAGUCUAAAUUUAAGCGCAAUAACAAAGUAGCGCCUGUACCAUGUCCUUUCGAACUAGAGGUCCUCAGAAGAGCCAAAAUCCAAAUCGAGAAAGAAAAAGCUCUCCUCCAGAAAGAAAUCGCCAUACAAACCGGAUCAAGUCUCGUGUUCUUGGAUACCGAGACCAGAACAUGUGAAACGCCAGCGUGCGUUGCAUACGAUCUAAAUUUGGAUGGCAAUAUUGUGCAGAAGGGUCUGAAAGCAACCUGUCCACGAAGACUGGCGAGGGACCCGAAGUUGCCCGUCCUAACAAGAGAGAUGCUGCUUGAGAAGCAGGCACAGGCAGAAGAGAACAGAAACAUGCAACUGGAAACGAAAAGAAAAGCCGCCGCCUUAAAAUCUUUGCGUGCGACGGAAAAGAAAUUAGAAGAAGAAGAAGAAAAAUUGAAUAAGGUUGCAAAAAUAAACGAAAAGCUGGUCAAGGCCGACGAGAACAGACAAGCUCAGCUCGAAGGCGUUAAAACCAAAGCUAAAAAAUCCUCCAACAACACACGCAGCAAGAUAGCUGAAGCGCAGAACUUCGCCAAAGCACAGCAGACUUUGGUGCAGAGUGACAGAAAAUUGAAAGAAGCUCAAACCAAAAGAGAAAAAGCUGUUAGCAAGGUUGUCAGAAAACAGCGACAACGUGAAGCACAAGCCCAGAAAGUCCGACAAAGGGCAGCCAAGCAAAUGCAAGAGGAAGAAGACUGUGUUCGUGUGUUUGAUCUGGAAGUCGAUCAACACUUCUAUGCAUCGGACAGCGAGAGUGACAAAGAUGGCAUGUGGGAUGCUGCAUUCUGGGACAGGAAAGUCUAAAGAAAAGGAUUGGAAUGAAAUUAAUUCCGAGAAAAGAAAGUCCAGGAACUUUGAAGUCAAACUGCAAGAUUUUUACAUUUUGAAAUUAUUCAUAAAAUGAUUCAAAAUUUAUGUAAUUUUGAAAAAUUAAAAACUUAACUUUUUUUAAUCACUAAUAAUAACUGUAAUUCGAUAUUUUAAUAAAUAUAAAUUGGAGAUAUUCAUUUUCUUUUACUGUUAUUCAGUUCCGAAUAAUUUUUCCCCCGCACAAAAUCAAGCGCUUCCUUGGUAUAUAUUCUCGAUGGCUUUAUUGGAAAUACUCUCUUCAAGUUUUGGUUCCCUUGUUGCUUUUCUUGGUUAUUAUUAUGGUUUUCUGUGCGCAAAUCUAAUCGUUCUAAAAUCGCGUAAAAAUACAACCUGUUGUGCAUCAUUGAGGCGUUGGACGAAAGCAAGCUGAUCUGAAAUACUGACGCAGAAAUGACGUCGAUGCAAAAAUGAGCUGUCAUAGAUUUUGCGAAAAUUUCAAAGCCCAGCAUUACGACAAAAAUAUAAAACCCAUGAUUGUUGUGUCACUGUUAACAAGCUUUUUUAGCCUUGAAAUUCACUAUUUGAAAAGGAAAAAUGACUCGCAGUUUUACAAAUUUUCUCGAUUCAUAAUGCCUAACAUUUUUUCUCAGAUCAGCUGGAGAAAACUCCGCUCCGCUCGGAGAGAAUAUCUCACUCUACGCUUAUAAACAAGUUUCUUUUAGUCCAUCAUUACAUGGCUUCUGUUACUAGCUGGAAAAAUAUCCUCAACCCCUUUUUCUUCUUCUU
Molecule: messenger RNA, 2433 nt
Organism: Actinia tenebrosa (Australian red waratah sea anemone)
Lineage: Eukaryota; Metazoa; Cnidaria; Anthozoa; Actiniaria; Actiniidae
Source: RefSeq, a predicted model, not a curated record